AUGAAUCCAGUAAUACCAUGCUCUAUUGGCAAUGUUUCAAUUAUUCCUGGAUUCGCCUAUUCAACAAGGAAGAAUAACACUUUAACAAGAUUCAACUUGUCACGGAGCACUGUAAAACUUGGAUUAUCAUCUUGGAGAUUGCUAUUACCUUCAUUUGUUGCCAGUGGAACAUUUCCACCAAACAAAAGUAUAGGCUCGUUUCAUAAGAAGUCUAGAACCUCCAUAUCAGCCACAGAAACAGAUGUAGCAGUAGAGGAACCAGGUCCACCUGUUGCAGAUGAAGAUUCUGGUGAAAUUCCUUCAAAUGAAAUUGGAAUAAGUGAAGAUUCAUCUCCUAAGUCUGAUGCCAACCCUGAUCCAGCUAAAGCCAAGCGUUCAAGACCUGCAAGGAAAAGUGAGAUGCCUCCUGUAAAGAAUGAGGAUUUGAUUCCUGGGGCAACUUUUACUGGGAAAGUGAAAUCUGUCCAGCCAUUUGGUGCCUUUGUUGAUUUUGGUGCUUUCACAGAUGGUCUUGUUCAUAUUUCAAUGUUGAGUGAUACCUAUGUUAAGGAAGUUGCAAGUGUUGUUUCUGUAGGCCAAGAAGUGAAGGUGAAGCUGAUUGAAGUGAAUAAUGAAACUCGGCGUAUUUCUCUCUCUAUGCGAGAAAAUGCUGACACUGGUAAGCAACGAAAAGAUACACCUGUCAAGACAGAGAAAGCUGAAGGUGGCAAGAGGAACACGUCAAAACCCAGUCCAAAGAAAGAUAAUGUGAUGAAAAGCACAAAAUUUGUUGUAGGACAGCAACUGUUUGGUUCAGUGAAGAAUCUGGCAAGGAGUGGUGCUUUUAUAUCUCUUCCUGAAGGGGAGGAAGGAUUUCUGCCUAUAUCUGAGGAACCUGAUGAUGGAUUUGAUAAUGUUAUGGGAAACACUAGGCUGGAGGUUGGUCAAGAAGUUGAUGUAUGGGUGUUGCGUAUCAACAGAGGACAAGUAACAUUGACUAUGAAGAAGAAGGAAGAUACAGCAGAUUCAGACUCAACAUUUAACCAUGGGGUUGUCCAUACUGCAACAAACCCUUUUGUGUUGGCUUUUCGUAAGAACAAGGAUAUUGCUUCUUUUUUGGAUGAGAGGGAGAAACCUCAGAGUGAAGGUCAAAAAACAUCACCUGGAACAACUUUGGAAGAAAUUAAGGGAGCUGUCAAGCAAGGGGAAACUGUAUUGGAUGUUCCUGACGUGCAGGGUGAACCAGAGAGCAGCAAGUUGACAGAUGAUAUUCCCUCUGCAGUCAAACAAAUUGGUGAAGGCGAUAUUUCGGAAAACGGGGAAAAUGUGGGAACCAGUGCGACGAAUGGGUCCUCAACAGCUAUUGUGGAUGAUGAAAGUAACCUAGUCAGCAAUGUUUCUAACCCAACACCAGGUAUAGAUACUGCUGUUGAGAAUGAAGAGGUAGUUUCUGGAAGUUUGACUACUGAAGAGGAUCUAUCUACUGUAAAUCCAACAAUUGAGGAAGCUACUCAGACAGAGAUCACAACAAGUGAUUUGAAAACUGAGUCACUUGUUGAAUCAGCUAUUGAGAAUGUAAUAGAAAGCGGAGUUGAUGAAAUUAUCACAGAAGAUGAGAAACAAUCACAAACUCCUAAUGUAAUGGAAGAAUUUGCAGCUGCAGUUCUAACUGAUACUGAUGCAGUUGAACCUAGCCCUGAUGGAAAUGGUACUAUUACAGAAUCAGAUAAUACGUUGACUGCACCAGCCCUGCAAGAAACAGCAGACGAUGAUGUUGGAGUUGUACCUGAGAAGAAUGACGGUGAUACUAUUUUGAGUGACUUAAGUGGCAACUUGUCUCCUGAGGGAAGCUUGAACAAAGAUGAAACAGAAGAAAAUGAUCAAGUUCCUUCUCCAGAAAUUUCUGCCACUGAAGUAGUAAAGACCUCCAUUGAUAACCCUGAAGAAGAAUUGCAAAAACAACCUCCUGCCACAGAGAAUGAAAGUUCUUUUACCUCACAAGUUGAAGAGAAAGAGGUUGCAAUUGCAUCGGAGAAAAAUAUCAGUAAAUCUAAUUCUGAUGGACAAACCAGUGCUACUUCAGGAGAAGGCUCAAUUAAAGCAACUAUAUCGCCAGCACUUGUGAAGCAACUUCGGGAAGAAACAGGAGCUGGAAUGAUGGAGUGCAAGAAAGCUCUAUCAGAAACUGGUGGGGACAUUAUUAAAGCACAAGAGUACCUUAGGAAAAAAGGCUUAUCAAGUGCAGAAAAGAAAGCAAGCAGGGUAACUGCGGAAGGAAGGAUAGGUUCGUACAUCCAUGACAACAGGAUAGGUGUUUUGGUAGAAGUAAAUUGUGAGACAGAUUUUGUCUCACGAGGUGAAAUUUUUAAAGAGCUUGUCGAUGAUAUAGCCAUGCAAGUGGCUGCAUGCCCUCAAGUAGAGUAUCUUGUCACUGAAGAUGUUCCUGAGGAAAUCGUGAACAAAGAAAAAGAGAUAGAAAUGCAGAAAGAAGAUCUUUUGUCAAAACCAGAGCAAAUAAGAUCAAAGAUUGUUGAAGGGCGGAUAAAUAAAAGACUAGAGGAGCUAGCAUUGCUUGAGCAGCCCUACAUUAAGAAUGAUAAAGUAGCAGUUAAGGACUUGGUCAAGCAAACUAUUGCUACUAUUGGCGAAAAUAUUAAAGUUAAAAGGUUUGUGCGAUUCAACCUUGGGGAGGGUUUAGAGAAGAAAAGUCAGGAUUUUGCAGCUGAAGUAGCUGCACAAACUUCGGCAAAACCAGCAUCUACACCAGCAAAUGAGCAACCUGCUGUUGCAGAGGCCAAGGAGAAUGAGCCAAAGCCAUCAACGGUAGUAGUCUCAGCCUCAUUAGUUAAACAAUUGAGGGAAGAAACUGGAGCAGGGAUGAUGGACUGUAAGAAAGCUCUAGCUGAAACAGGAGGGGAUCUUGAAAAGGCCCAAGAAUACCUCAGGAAAAAGGGUCUCUCCACUGCUGACAAGAAAUCGAGCAGGCUAGCAGCAGAAGGCAGAAUUGGUUCAUACAUACAUGAUUCUCGCAUUGGCGUUCUAAUUGAAGUGAACUGUGAAACUGACUUUGUUGGGAGAGGCGAGAAAUUCAAGGAGUUGGUCGAUGAUCUUGCAAUGCAAGUGGUGGCCAGCCCACAGGUGCAGUUUGUAUCCAUUGAAGAUAUUCCAGAGACUAUUGUGAACAAAGAAAAGGAACUUGAAAUGCAGAGAGAGGACCUUCUCUCAAAACCAGAGAACAUUAGAGAAAAAAUUGUUGAGGGAAGGGUCUCAAAGAGGCUCGGGGAGCUUGCUCUUCUAGAGCAGCCUUUUAUCAAGGAUGACAGUGUUUUAGUGAAAGACUUGGUGAAGCAAACUGUGGCUGCACUCGGAGAAAACAUCAAAGUGCGUCGAUUUGUUAGGUUCACGCUUGGAGAAACAGCUGAAAAAGAAACAGCAGUAGCAGCAUAA
Messenger RNA from Sphenostylis stenocarpa, 3426 nucleotides. The record is from the annotation of a GenBank genome assembly. NCBI's taxonomy places the organism in Eukaryota, Viridiplantae, Streptophyta, Magnoliopsida, Fabales, Fabaceae.